Molecule: messenger RNA, 279 nt
Organism: Funneliformis caledonium
Lineage: Eukaryota; Fungi; Glomeromycota; Glomeromycetes; Glomerales; Glomeraceae
Source: the annotation of a GenBank genome assembly
AUGCCAAGUGAAGAAAUAUGGAAAGGAGUUGCACAAAAUUUCGUGAACAAUUUGUCUCCAGAAGUUCUCAGAUAUGCAAAACUUAUUUAUGAGCACACUCUUGGAGAAAAAAAAUAUACCUUUGUUGAAGAGAUUAAUGAUACCAUCUGUAAUGGAUUACGAGCCAUAAAGAAUGCAAUUAAAGAUAAAUGUAUAGUACUAGGAGCAGGAGCAUUUCAAGUUAGGCUUUCAGCUCACUUGAAUAAAUUUAAAAGUUCAAUUAAGGGAGGACCAAGAUGA